This is a messenger RNA of Osmerus eperlanus (European smelt), 824 nucleotides long. Its product is annotated as germ cell-specific gene 1-like protein. The record is from RefSeq and is a predicted model, not a curated record. The coding region runs from base 44 to 733 and encodes 229 amino acids. NCBI's taxonomy places the organism in Eukaryota, Metazoa, Chordata, Actinopteri, Osmeriformes, Osmeridae. Gene Ontology annotation, cellular component: plasma membrane. The transcript is spliced from 6 exons.
UUAUCUCUCUGCUUCGGACCCUUGCCUCCCCUUUUUCUCCUCCAUGUCUUUCCUAGAGAAGGUCCGCUCCCCUCGCCUCUCCUUCCUCCAGACCCUGGUGUCUCUCUCCCUGGGGACUGUGGCCCUCUUGUCAUCCUACUGGUGUGAGGGCCAGCAAAAGGUUCCCAAGCCUCUGUGCUCGGCCAUCAAGCAGAAGAACUGUAUCCCAGUACCGGGGGUGUCCAACUCCACAGCGAUCUCCUGGGAGACUGGGGACGACCGGUUCGUCUUCCCGGUGUUCCACGCCGGCCUGUGGAUGAGCUGCGAGGAAAACAUCUACACGGACGCCUGGGAGGAGAAGUGUCGCGGUUUCCACACUUUGACCCCAAGAUCUGAAAAGGGGAUGAUGUGGCUGUCCGUGUCCAUGGAGCUGAUGUAUGUGGGCUUGCUGUUCAUCAGCUGUGUGCUGCUGUCUCUGCAGUUGUGUCUGAGUAGCUUCUUCCCGUCCGCACGGCGCUGGGGACAGAUGCUCAACGCGUACUCGGCCAUCUUCACUGUGCUCGGAGGGCUGCUGGGGAUGGUGGCUCACAUGAUGUUCAUGCAGGUGUUCCAGACCACAGCUUCUAUGGGGCCGGAAGACUUCAAACCUCACAGCUACGGAUACUCCUGGGCAUUCUACAUUGCCUGGUUGGCCUUCACCUGCUGCAUGGCGUCUGGUGUCUCCACCCUCAACAACUACACCAAGAAGGUCUGAUGGUGGGGCGGCGGCGUUCCUCUCGCCUCUACCCCUGCCCCUUCAACCCCCUGGAGGACCCCCCGGCACGGACCCCCCGCCCCCUACUACU